Molecule: messenger RNA, 675 nt
Organism: Gossypium arboreum
Lineage: Eukaryota; Viridiplantae; Streptophyta; Magnoliopsida; Malvales; Malvaceae
Exons: 3
Coding region: 1-675 (224 amino acids)
Source: RefSeq, a predicted model, not a curated record
AUGGACUUUGUUAGUGGGCUGCGUUUGACUCCUACUAAGAAAGAUUCAGUUUGGGUUAAAGUAAAUUGUCUAACCAAGUCCGCCCAUUUUUUGCCUGUUCGUAUUGACUACUCACUGCAUAGAUUGGCAAGGUUGUAUAUCUCGGAGAUUGUAAGGCUUCAUGGGUCAAGCAUCCAAAUGGCUCCUUAUGAAGCAUUGUAUGGUCACAAAUGUCGUAAACCUCUAUGUUGGACUGAGUUGGGGGAAAAUAAGGUGUUGGGUACAUAUUUGGUACAAGAAUCUGAUAAUGAGAAGUCUUAUGCUGACUUGCGGCGGAGGGAUAUUGAGUUCAGUUUUGGGGAUCAAAUCUUCUUAAAGGUUUCACCAUGGAAGAAAGUAUUGAGAUUUGGUAGCAAUAGAAAGCUGAGUCUGAGGUUCAUUGGGCCAUAUAGAGUUCUUAAGAGGGUUGGACUAGUGGCUUAUCAAUUAGAGUUACCUCUGGAAUUGGAUCGUAUACAUGAUGUAUUCCAUGUUUCUAUAUUAAGAAGAUACUGUUCUGAUCAUUCACUUGUGAUUCCAAUUGAUGAGGUAGAGGUGAGACCCAAUUUGACUUAUGAGGAAGAACCAGUACAGAUUUUGGACCGUAAGGUCAAAAAAUUGAGGAAGAAGCAUAUUCCUCUAGUGAAAGUCUUGUAG